Dromaius novaehollandiae (emu) is the source of this 1808-nucleotide messenger RNA. It is a transcript of the gene PIGH, whose product is annotated as phosphatidylinositol glycan anchor biosynthesis class H. The transcript is spliced from 6 exons. The coding region runs from base 493 to 1062 and encodes 189 amino acids. Lineage: Eukaryota; Metazoa; Chordata; Aves; Casuariiformes; Dromaiidae. Gene Ontology annotation, cellular component: glycosylphosphatidylinositol-N-acetylglucosaminyltransferase (GPI-GnT) complex. The record is from RefSeq and is a predicted model, not a curated record. Gene Ontology annotation, biological process: GPI anchor biosynthetic process.
CGUCGCGCUGCGGUGCCGCCAGCACAGCGCUUCCUGCCGGGAGCUGGCGGUGCGCGGCCCCCGCCUGCAGCUCCGCUCGCUCACCGCCGUCACCUCCGCGGUGUGGUUGGCGGCCUACGGGCUCUUCGUGCUCAGCGAGGAAACCAGAUCUGAAUGUCUUCAGCCUCUUUGUGGAUUUCAGUACUGUAAUUCUCUACUGAUUUCACCAUGAUGACAAACUUUGGGAGGAGUCCAAUUGACAUCUUCUCUACAGACAUUUGUAUGACAUGCUGUCUUCUCUGAUGUUCCUCGCUGUUUGGAUUGAGUUUCCCGCACUAAAUCUAGAAGUGGAUGAAGUUCUGUUGCUCAUUUCAGUUUCAGCUCCCAGUUCUUUCAGAUCAUACAAUGGAGACUUGUGUUUGGUAAUUUAAACCUCAUUACCAUAUAUCAACCAGCCCAGUGAAUGCCCUGCAUGUAUAGAGGACUACACCUACUUAAAACUGCCAUAAUUGUAUGGUGCUUUCUGCUGCUAUAUUCAUCACGCUGAUUGGCCUGAUUGUAUAUCUGCACUUUGUCAAAAUUGACCAGGAAUCUCUGUUAGUCAUCGGCUCACUCGGCAUUCAGGUGACUUCAUCCUAUGCUUCAGGGAAGGAGAGCACAACUUUCAUUGAGAUGAGUCAAGUGAAGGAUGUAGUGAUCAAUGAAGCCAUCCACAUGCAAAAAGUUAUCUAUUACCUGUGCAUCCUUCUCCAGGACCCUCAGGAUCCUCAGGGAGUGUCUGAGGUUGUGCCACUCUUUCAGCUCAACUCUGAACAAUGUUACUUCCAUGGAAAUAUCUUGAUAUUGGUAAAUUCGACUCCACCAGCAAAGGAGGUACAGAAAGAGCUGUGUCAGUUUGAAAUUCAUUACCUGCCAGUAAUUCUCACUUUUCAAGUGCGAGUUAGUAUGUUACUUAGUUUUGAGGGAGCAGUAAUUAGUAACUCUGUUGCAACUCAUUCAUUGGGUCUUUGUUCCUCUAAGUUAUGUCAGUCUUCAAAAAUACCAUUUAUCGUGUCACUGAGCCCAGGAACACUUCUGCGCUGAACUGACCUAUUGUUCUCUUAAGCAACAUUUGCAAGGAGAGGCAUUUGAUGGACUUUACACGGCAAUUUUGUUUUGGGAGCUCAAAAGUCAUGGUAGGGACUGAGUGACUGAGGAGGUCAGAUGUGGGAUGGGGAAACUUUCACCUCUUUGCGAGUUUUAAUCUGGUCCAGGUCAGGAGUGAUGGAAAGUCAGUAUACUUUGACCACCAUUCCCUGUUUGCAUGAAAUGAAUUGAUGUAUUCAGUUAAUCUUCUGUUGUCCUCUCAUUGACAGUACCAGCAGAGGCCAAUGGCCAGGAGUUUAAACUCCCUGUUCUGAAAGUAGAUUUUUGAGGGUGGAAGUCUUAGGAUGGUGCAUUAGUAUAGGGAAGCCUGCUGUUUUGUAGGUAAAUAGAAGUAGUACAGUCUAAUCAUAGGUUAAGGGGUGGAAUCAUAGGUUAAGGGGAAGAUGUGGAUCUUUUUUCCAUGUUAUCACUGUGCACUGUGAGCAGAGAAAGGGGAAGAUUUCUCAUUUGGCGAGUGACUCAGACUAACUGCAGCAUGGUGCUGUGUGUUCUGACCUGACAGCUUUAGGGACUAGCAUUUUUCAUCACAGAACAGGUAUAGCUUGUGCAGUGGCUUUGCCUUCACCUCCAGGCUACAUCAAACAUCUCCUGGAAUUUGCUGGACUAUUUCUCAGUGAAUGUGUAAAAGCAAAAUCUAUUCUCUGUUGAUUUAAAGUGAGAUAAUAAAGCUAAUCAACUACGGA